Vicia villosa (hairy vetch) is the source of this 741-nucleotide messenger RNA. RefSeq names its product probable histone H2B.1. The transcript has a single exon. NCBI's taxonomy places the organism in Eukaryota, Viridiplantae, Streptophyta, Magnoliopsida, Fabales, Fabaceae. The coding region runs from base 93 to 539 and encodes 148 amino acids. Gene Ontology annotation, molecular function: structural constituent of chromatin; DNA binding; protein heterodimerization activity. Gene Ontology annotation, cellular component: nucleosome. Gene Ontology annotation, biological process: nucleosome assembly. The record is from RefSeq and is a predicted model, not a curated record.
UUGAAAAAGAUCUUACCUUUCGUCUUCUGUUCACCAAUUCCCAAUUCGAAACCCUAACUUUUAUCGAAGUUCCAAGUUUCCCAAACCUUUCAAUGGCGCCAAAGGGAGAGAAGAAGCCUGCUGAGAAGAAACCCGCAGAGGAGAAAAAGACCACCGUUGCCGAGAAGGCUCCUGCUGAGAAGAAGCCAAAGGCUGGAAAGAAGCUACCUAAGGACGGUGGUGCCGCCGCUGGUGACAAGAAGAAGAAGAGAAACAAGAAGAGCGUAGAGACAUACAAGAUCUACAUCUUCAAGGUUCUGAAGCAAGUUCACCCAGACAUUGGAAUCUCAAGCAAGGCCAUGGGUAUCAUGAACAGUUUCAUCAACGAUAUCUUCGAGAAGCUUGCUGCUGAAUCUUCAAGACUUGCAAGGUACAACAAGAAGCCAACUAUCACUUCCAGGGAAAUUCAGACUGCUGUCAGGCUUGUUCUGCCCGGAGAAUUGGCUAAGCAUGCCGUGUCUGAGGGUACUAAAGCUGUAACUAAGUUUACAAGUUCUUAAACUUGAAAUGUUUUCAAUGGUUUUUAUUUUUUGGAUCUUUGUUCGCUUGGGUGUUAUGUUACUGUAACUGAUUUUAGAAACCAUUAGAUUGAUAUUUGUUAGUAUGUAGUUUUUGUUAUAUUUUCGAAACUGUAACGAAGUGGAUCUAGUUGUUACAUUGUAUUAAAAUCGUUGAAUCAAUUAUUAUACUAGAUUUCAAAAA